AUGAGUACCGUGUUAUUUCCUGAUGAUUACUUUGGAGGCCCUCCAUUAUGCGAAACGAAGAACAAUGAGGCCGAAAAGAUAUGGUUAAUAGAAGAGAUUAUCAAGCCCGAGCUUCCCAAUAUUAUGGAUAAUAUGGAAAAAUGCCUGGAACUACUUCUCAGCGACGUUUCCUUCAAGAUGCCGAUCAGCGGUGGUGGAGGCACUUCGAAAUCAAACAGCGGGAUAUCAUCUAUACGUGGAGUUGUCACACGACAAAAUUGUGUUGUCACCGACUUUCAUGCAAUAGUUAAAUUCCCACAAUACAACUGGGGAAAGCCAAUUAUGUUCAAGAUGGACACAUCCCGAAAAUAUGUCCUAGAACAGAUUCGUGAUAUUACGAAGAAUCUGAAGGAAGCUUUACUGGUUUUGGAGGAUCUACAGCAGGAAGAAGACCCACAGGAAUUUAUUAAAAAAAUAGCCACCGUCUUAAAUCUGCUUAGCCGGUCUAUAAACGUACUAGAGAACCCGCCGCGCCAGCUUUUGUUUCCGGAGAACGGUAAUGACACAUUGGAGACUCUUUUUACGCACACCAAUGAUGCACCCUGGGAAACGGCACACCAUUUCUUGAAUUUGGAGUUAGUGAUCUUCAAGAACGAGGUUAGCAUCGAGGUAAGAAACCUUAAAAAGGAAACGGCUCUUCCAUGGUCCAGAAUUGAUGCUACCACGGGGAAGAGCUUCACAGACACCGUCAGGGAACGGCUGAAGGAGCAUAGGGAAAAAAGUCUUGCUGAAGUUCUCAAGGCGGCAGGUCUCCGCGUUGAAGAACGGUCUUUCUUGCAAAGCGUCUUUCCAAAUUCAAAGUCCGGAAGAACAACCAUGGAGGAAGCUCAGUACAUGCUGUCGCGAUCUGUCACGUUCCAUGGACACCUUGUCUCCGAAAGCGAUAAAGUUUCCGCCACAACCAGCGAUCCCACACUUAUAAGUAUAACUUCCAAGCUCAAUGGCCUUGAAUCAUGCUUGAGCAAUCAUUUUACCAACCUUGGAUUAAUAUGA
Molecule: messenger RNA, 1032 nt
Organism: Lachancea mirantina
Lineage: Eukaryota; Fungi; Ascomycota; Saccharomycetes; Saccharomycetales; Saccharomycetaceae
Source: the annotation of a GenBank genome assembly